Molecule: messenger RNA, 3465 nt
Organism: Rhipicephalus microplus (southern cattle tick)
Lineage: Eukaryota; Metazoa; Arthropoda; Arachnida; Ixodida; Ixodidae
Gene: Elp4
Product: Elongator complex protein 4
Biological process (GO): tRNA wobble uridine modification
Cellular component (GO): elongator holoenzyme complex; transcription elongation factor complex; cytoplasm
Source: RefSeq, a predicted model, not a curated record
GGUUUGUUGAUGUUUCGGCGUUCUUAGUAGCGGCGGAAAUGAGCAGCAGCUUCCAAAAGAGUACGAGACCUGCUCAUCGUGGUAUUGCGGGUACAAAGUUGUCGCCGCAUACUGCAGAGACAGUGUUGUCGUGUGGUGUUUCUUCCUUAGAUUACAUUCUCGGUGGCGGCUUGCCUCUUGGAGGUAUACUGCUGGUGGAGGAGGACGCUUUCGGUACCUACUGCGGGCAGUUGCUCAAGUACUACGUAGCAGAAGGAAUUGAGCAGCAGCACCACAUUUACCUUGCUAGCGGAGUCUUUGAGCCGACAAAGUUUCUUCGCGAACUGCCGAGAACAUUGCAGGUGGCUGCUGGCAGCACGACGCAGCAUGUGCCAGCGUCUGUCGCUAGUGAUGGCGACUUGAAGAUAGCGUUCCGCUACGAACGCAUGGCGAAACAAGACUCUCUUCUAGAUUACGAGGAAUUGAACCAUGUUUUUGACUUCUCUGAUCGCAUUGAAAGUACAAAGCUCGCCAGUGCUUGUGUAGUGACGUUCGACCCAUACGUACGAUGGGGAGAAGCGACGAAUGGGCACGUAGGUGCUCCUUUAGAACCAAAUUACGAGUCUGUGCUUGCCGAUGUGAACAGACUCGUUGACGAAGCAAAAGCAGAUGAGAACCAGUCGCAUUUUGCUGUUAGAAUAGCCCUGCAAGGGCUCUGUUCUCCGACAUGGGGUUCGGUGGCGGGGUUUUCCACCUUCCUUCACGCGUUAAAAGCGGUAAUCAGAGGCGAGCCAGUCAGUGUGUUUGUAACAGUCCCAGCAGUAAUCACGAGGGCGCACCCCAGCGUUCUCCGGCGUUGCCGCCGUUUGGCAGACAUCGUACUUAAGAUCCAGGCGUUUGACGACCAUGAGCGAGGCGCCAACCCGUUGUACAAAAGUUAUCACGGACUCCUGAAAAUCGUCAAGCUGUGUCGCCUGUCGUCACUAGGCACCCGCAUGCCUGAAUGUGACUUUCUGUUUCACCAGAGAAGCAAGAAGUUUGUGGUUGAAAGACUGCAUUUGCCUCCAGAACUUGGCCCUGAUGAGAAUGCACUCACAGAAUCUAAGAUACCAGGCUUGGCAUGUGCCAGCAAUCAAAACUUCAGUUUCUGAAUGUACUUGAUAAGCAGCGACUCAGUGACUCUCCAAGCUGAUAAUGUGCCAAAAUUUCCACUAAUUACCUUGUGUUUCUCUUGGUUUAAAAAUAUGUAGCUUAAAAUUGCCAGGUGUUGAGGUUGCAUCCUCAUAAAUUUAAGUUUUAGUUUAUUCCUGUUCACAUGUAUUGUAGUUAUUAAUACCUUUGCUUGGUUGGUUUAUUUAAAAUGUUCAUUUGGCACUUUUUAAUUACUGUUGCUUGUUCUAUUGAUAUAGAUGUAGAAGUUUUAUAUUAUGGCAGCAAUAUUUUCUUAUUGUGGAGCUUUUUAACGUUGAAGCACCAUUCUUAAUUGAAUAAUGAUAGUUUACGAGGUUCUGAAUUUAUAACAUGUACUAGAGAGUAACGGUUACUAUAGUACUCAAUGGAUGUGUAAGCAUGAAGCCAACCAGAAAAGUGUCUUUUAAACUUGCACAGACAACUAUGAGCCUUAUUUUUUUGCCCACUUGUGAUGCGAGAAUACUUCCGUAUGUAUAAAAGGCCUGAAGUAUAUUCAUGUGUAUAUGUUCUGGCCUAUUUAAGUGUUUGUUGCAUGACUUUUGUUUUCUGUGAAGUUCUUACGGCAAAGUGCAGAUCAUUCUGUAAAGUUAAGCUGCCAAACAAAAUCAUGUCUUUGGUUCUCUUUUCACUAAUGCUGUCUAUCUACCCUUGCUGUUUACAUAUUCAAUUAAAGUGUCUCUAAAGCUGCUAGAUAGUUUAGACUAAGGUGUGUGAUGUUAUCGCUAAUGUCACUUAACAUGGCCUAGCACUACAAAAAGUGCUAGGCCAUUAACUGUAGUGCUAGGCCAUUAACAUAGCCUAGCACUACAGAAACAUGUUAUUCAUGCUUUAUAUGAAGCUUGUUUGUGAUUACUUUAGCAUUCUGCCAAAAUUUACAAAUGCGAUACUGCGUGCUUAUGUGGAGUUGAACAUUACACGUUUCUAGUGGGCUUUAUUUCCAUAGAGUCUUGGAGGCAGUGUGUGAUGUGGUUGUCAUUUUAUACAUCAGCCAUGUAUCAUAUUGAUGAAGUCUUGUCUUGUCAGUAACGUUAAAGGGACUGUCAACCGUCCUCCACUCCUUGUCUGUUUUGUGUCACAAUGAAAAGCAUACCAUCUGAAGCGUCCGACCGUGCAGCAGUUUCUGUGGAAAGCGUGUAGAAAUUUUGAAAACAAAAUUUUUCAAUAUGCAUUUGGUCUCCUUCCAUCAGUGGGAUGAAUGCCCUCCACACUGGCAGGUGGAGGCUAUUACAAUUAUACUGCUGGUGAAAGUGGGAAAAUGAAAACCGCAUGCAGUUUUGUAGGUUACAUCACGUUUUGAUUAUUAAUAAAACAAAUACCUUACUGAUUGUUUAAGGCAUGCACCCACUUUUUUGUUGCUUUUAUGAGCGGUGGUGGACGCUGUGCUCUUGUUUCUGCGCCGUUUGCAGGCAGGCAAGACACCGUCGGCAGGGCCGGCGGGUGCCUAUUUGCCAAAUAUUUGAACACUUGAGAAAAAAAGAAACACAAAUUAGUCUCUGGCACAAUGUGAAGCUGUCUCUAAGUACAUAAAAUACAAUUUCAAGUUAUAAGUGUUUGUUUUUAAGCAAUACAAAUCUACCUGUAAGGAUUUCUUGUCUUACCAGUAGAUUGGCCGUAUCACUGUUGGGUGAGGCUAGCGAUCAUUUUUUGUCAACUUUCAACAUCUAGUUAAAUUAUAAUUCAUUUUUUAUGGGACAAAAGCAUGCUCGUUACCGCUGAUGUGAUGAAUGAUCUUCUCAUUUGUGCCACGAUCAGAAAAAAUUUUCCAAGCGGUAGACAGUCCCUUUAAAUGCUUAAGUAAGCAAUUUAAAGAACGGCACACCUUUUUUGUUUGCUUUUGUACAGGUUAGUCGAGGCAUUGAAGUAAGAAAUGCAAGUGUCCUGGUGGGUUAGUCUCAUCAGGCUGAGCAUUACGAUGAGUUCAUUGCCACCUCUCUCUUUCUAAUGCAUAGAACUGUCCAGUGUGUUGGUCAUAUUUACUUUAUUUUCCUGUGCUUAUUUCUUGCUUACUUCUGUAGUAUGUGUUCAUGCACUUUGUUAAACUGUUAAGGGAAUUGUGCCCUCAAUUGUUUAUCUCUUUUUGUUUUGUAGUUUACACCAAACAUGAAAUUUGCACAAUUUUCAUUACACUUAUGUGCGGGGCUCGCACUUUCCUAGCAACAGUCAUGAGCACAUUCACCAUUUAAUGUCGGAGUGUGGAACUGUACGAAGAGUCAUCUGUGUAGGUCAUUAGUAUGACAUACAAAGUAAUGCGUGUUCUUUUAUUGUGUUUGCCUGAAUAAACAUCUUUAUGCAUCA